Molecule: messenger RNA, 2239 nt
Organism: Toxorhynchites rutilus septentrionalis
Lineage: Eukaryota; Metazoa; Arthropoda; Insecta; Diptera; Culicidae
Product: transferrin
Exons: 2
Coding region: 16-2160 (714 amino acids)
Biological process (GO): iron ion transport
Cellular component (GO): plasma membrane; extracellular region; recycling endosome
Source: RefSeq, a predicted model, not a curated record
GUCCAGUGCCAAUCCAUGGUCAACAAUCGGCACUCCACCCCACUGACCCCUAGGCAACGUGAUAACGCACGACGAUCAUUACGAGCCGCACAAACGAUCGCGCGUGAAUCACCGCCUCACGCCAAUAUGUGUGCGCGAAAAACCCCCGUGUGCGCACAUAGAGACAACAAACCGACCACACACACGGGACCGGGCCAGUAUAAAUUCGCACGAUCGCAGGUCAUUCAGUCGAUCGCCCGAUCAGUCGCUAUUCGGUUGAGGAAAAUGAGAACCCUAGUAAUUGUGGCAAUUCUGGCCCUUGGUGGCGUCUGCCAUGGCGAGGAUGGCCAAAAGGAGACGUUUCGACUGUGCGUCCCGCAUCAGAUAAUCGAAGCGUGUCGGGAUUUGAUGGCCAAGCCGGAGGCUUCGGUGCAGGUUGAGUGCGUUGUGGGUCGCGAUCGGAUGGAUUGUCUGGAGAAAGUGAACGCAAGGCAGGCGGAUUUCGUAGCGGUCGAUCCCGAGGAUAUGUACGUGGCCUAUCAUAUGGCCAACCAGGACUUCAGCGUGUUCACUGAGUUUAGAACGGCGGAGGAACCGAAGGCGGAGUUCCGAUACGAGGGUAUUAUUUUGGUGAGAAAGAGUGAUAACUUCGGCAGUUUGAGUGAUCUGCGCGGGAAGAAAUCUUGUCACACGGGUUAUGGUCGUAAUGUUGGGUACAAAAUACCGAUCACCAAGCUGCAGAAGCACGGUCUGUUCAAGAUGGCGGACGAUCCCGAGCUAUCCCCGUUGGAGAGAGAGCUGAAGGGUUUGUCGGAGCUGUUCUCAAGCUCGUGUUUGGUUGGUCAAUAUUCACCCAAUGAUGAAGUGAACAGGCUGCUCAAGAAGCGCUACUCAAACCUGUGUGCACUUUGCGAAAAACCGGAUGUGUGCGAUUAUCCUGAUAAUUACUCGGGCUACGAUGGAGCUAUCCGGUGUUUGGUGGAAAACAAUGGCGACGUGGCCUUCACAAAGGUGAUUUAUGUGAACAAGUACUUCGGUUUGCCGGUGGGAGGAGCACCGGCCCAACCAGCGUUGAACCCGAAUGCUCGCACCGAUGAUUAUGUGUAUCUGUGCGAGGAUGGCACGACUCGUCCCAUCACUGGACCGGCCUGCUCCUGGGCUCAACGACCCUGGCAGGGAUACAUGGGCAAUGGUGACAUCAAUGCGAGAUUCCAACGACUCCAGAAACGGCUCCAGCAGUUCUACGAGGAAGCCAAGAAUUCGGCCAACACAGAGCAAGCCAGCAAAAUGUGGGUUGAUCGGAAAAAUGUACUCUUUGAUCGGGAGAACCCGGUGCAACCCGGAGAUCAUCUGAAUCGUGCCCAGUACAAGGAUGUGAUCGAACGGGAUGGUCCCUACCAGUACAAGAUUAAGCUGUGCGUUACCUCCGAGCUGGAGCAGAAGAAAUGUGAAGUGAUGCGCAAGGCUGCCUACUCGCGUGAUGUCCGUCCGGAGAUCCAGUGCGUUCUUAAGGGCAAGAAUGGCUGCGUCAAGGCUGUCCAGGACGGGGAAGCGGAUGUCGUUGUGCUGAAGGGCGAGGAGCAACAUGCCGCCAAUACGGAAGCGUUGAAACCGAUCCUGUUCGAGAAGUACGCCGAAGAGGACCUGAUGGUGGCGAUCGCUGAUAAGGAUGCCACGCGUGAUCAGCUGCUGAAAUCGACUCUAGAAUUCGACGAGACGGAUACGCGAGCCCUAUCGGCGGCCCUCUUCCUCAAUGACAAGCGCCAGAAGGCGGUCUGUCCCAACAAGCUGUCGUCCGUCCCCAACUCACCGAUAAAGAUCAUCUCCGCCCAGGAUCUCACCCGUCUCGGCACGAACAAGAAGCUGGUUUGCCCUUCGCUGGAGCUCGAACCGAUCGCUAACUACGCCUCGUGCAACAUUGAUUACACCCUGCCGACGGGAGUUUACGUUCGCAAGACGGUUUCCGGCCAAAUCGAGGACAACAUCUCGCAUGCCUUCGUAACCCUGUCGGAUAAGUUUGGUCACGGGGCACGGGGCGAGGUUGUGUUCGAUAUGUUCGGUGAGUUCGAGCCGGGAGCGAAGAAUGUUCUGUUCCACGAUCGGGCCGCGAAGCUCGGCCAGGCCGACAACAGGGUCAGCGAGGUGGAUCAGGCCAGCUACCAGCGAUUGAUGUGUCUGUAACGGAUAAUAUGUUAUUUGUUUUUCUAAAUAAUAUUAUACAAUAAUCUGAAGUAUAAAUACAUACCACAGCAACACAUUG